AUGAAUAACCAAGAAGACAACUUCAUAAAAGAUGAACUCAAAGAAGACGAUGAAAAAGUAAUAACAAAUGCAAAUCAAGGAGAUACUUAUCCGAUCUCAGAUAAUGAAUCAACAAUCGAUUCAACGUCGUUAAUCAAUACAAAUAUUAUGAAAAAUGAGGAUCAAGGUAAGUUAAGAACAUGUCUACGAUUACUAAAUACGAAUCAGAUAUUCGAUUACAUAACUAUCCGCAUCGGAAUAUUGAAAUUCUUUCCUUGUUAUGUAUACCUGAAUGUAUUUUACGCGUAG
Adineta ricciae is the source of this 288-nucleotide messenger RNA. NCBI's taxonomy places the organism in Eukaryota, Metazoa, Rotifera, Eurotatoria, Adinetida, Adinetidae. The record is from the annotation of a GenBank genome assembly.